GACGUUUGAGCCCAGAGCUGUGUCCUCUAGUCAGCACCGUGUCCCCAACCCAGCUCCCCCCUGUUGCCAUGGUGCUGGGCCCCCCGCCUGAGGAGGGCACCGUGGCCGUCAUGGUGCGUGUGCGGCCCCCCGCUCCCUGUGAGCGAGAGCGGGCUGUGCACCCUGUCCUGCACGUUGUCGACCAGCACAUCCUCGUCUUUGACCCUGAGGACCCCAGCGGCCCCCCCAGCAGUGUACUGCCCACCCGUGGGCCCAAGCACCAUGGCAAGGACCUGAAGUUUGUCUUUGACUGGGUUUUUGGGGAGGGGGCCACGCAAGAGGAGGUGUUCCAGCACACCACCCGUGACCUGUUGGACAGCGUCCUCAAUGGCUACAACUGCUCUGUGUUUGCCUAUGGCGCGACGGGAGCAGGAAAAACCUACACCAUGCUGGGCUCGGAGGAAAGCCCUGGCAUCAUGUACCUCACCAUGGUGGAGCUGUACAAGAGGAUCGAGGCCAGAAGGGAGGAGAAGAGCUGUGAGGUCCUGGUCUCCUACCAGGAGGUGUACAAUGAACAGAUUCACGACCUGCUGGAGCCCAAGGGCCCUCUGGCCAUCCGGGAGGAUCCCGAGAAAGGAGUCGUGGUUCAGGGUCUCUCCUUCCACCAGCCCACAUCAGCAGAGCAGCUCCUGGAGAUGUUGGCCAACGGCAACAAAAACCGGACGCAGCAUCCCACUGAUGCCAAUGCCACCUCCUCCCGCUCGCACGCUGUCUUCCAGAUCUAUGUGAAGCAGCAGGACCGUGUUGGUGGCCUCACUCGGGAUCUGCAAGUGGCCAAGAUGAGCUUGAUUGACCUGGCAGGUUCAGAGCGAGCUUCAGUCACCAACACCAAGGGAGAGCGGCUCCGGGAGGGUGCCAACAUCAACCGCUCACUGUUGGCCCUCAUAAAUGUCAUCAACGCGCUGGCUGAUGCCAAGAGCAAGAAAACCCACAUCCCAUACCGGGACAGCAAGCUCACGCGCUUGCUGAAGGACUCCAUUGGUGGCAACUGCCGCACCAUCAUGAUUGCUGCUGUGAGUCCCUCCACACUGGCCUAUGAGGACACUUACAACACACUCAAGUACGCCAACCGGGCCAAGGAGAUCAAGCUGUCGCUGAAGAGCAAUGUGCUCAGCUUUGACUGCCAUGUCAGUAAAUACGCUGUGAUCUGUGAGCAGCUGAAAGCAGAGGUGUCAGAUCUGCGGGCGAAGCUUCGUGCCUAUGAGGACGCUGCCCGGGAGGCAGAGAACCAGGAGCCGGCACCACUGGCUCCCCUCAGCUCGAGCCCAGGGGAGCUGCCCAGGUGGGAGCAAGCUGUCCCGAAGACGUGGUUGGGCCUGAAUGAUCAGAGGGAGAUUGCUGGAGAGCAGCAGGAGCUGGAAGCUGGACGGCCUGUUCAGCUACAGCUGGGAUUGGAGGAGGAGGCUCCAGAGGAAAUGCCUCCCAGCAGUCCCAGAGCAACUGACCAGACAGAUGUCCAGCUGGAACCAAAGGAACCAAGCCACCUUCUAGAGGAGGGAGAUGUGAGCCAGAGGGAGAUGCUAGCCAGCAUCUCUGGCAGGCUGGGGCACGGCAGGAACUCAGAGGUGUCUGUCGCCAUGGUUGGUGCCCCUGUGACCAGCACCACCCUGCAAUGCUUGCAGCAGCUCGUUCCGCUCUCCUGUCCCAUGCCAAUGGCUCCCAGCCCGAUUAAGAAGAAGAGUAGGUCUGAGAUGAACAGCGCUUCCCAACUGGGAACUCCCCGCAGCCUCAAAACAGGGGUGAAACGCAAGCGGAGAGGUGGGAAAGCAGCGGAGACUCCCAGGGUGACACAGAGCCCAGGCACCGCCUGUCUCAAAGCAGCAGCCCAGGCCCCCAUCUCCCUGAUGCCAUCAUGUUGCACCCCCAAAAUCUGCCCACUGACUGUCACCAAAAGCCGCGUGCCCCUGGUGAUGUCAGCUGCCCAAAAUGGCUGCGCCCCAAAACGGCAGUCUGCCCUGCCCAUCAGUGACCUGAAUGUGACUUUUGAGAUCUGCAAGGACAACGGUUCACCCGACGUGGACAAGCCAGCUGCCCUCAGCCUGCCUGAAUUCCCUGCCUGGGAGAAUGUCCAGAGCCUCCUAAACAAGCAGGAUGGCCCCGUCGUGCCCAAAGCCUGUGUGCCGGGGUUUGCCAUGAGGGGUUCCUCCAUCCCCAAGCCCUCCUCUGUCUCCAAAGCAUCUGCGUGGAAGCGGAGGCGAGUGGAGAGGUGA
Molecule: messenger RNA, 2249 nt
Organism: Egretta garzetta (little egret)
Lineage: Eukaryota; Metazoa; Chordata; Aves; Pelecaniformes; Ardeidae
Gene: KIF18B
Product: kinesin family member 18B
Biological process (GO): microtubule-based movement
Molecular function (GO): microtubule binding; ATP binding; microtubule motor activity
Source: RefSeq, a predicted model, not a curated record